Molecule: messenger RNA, 597 nt
Organism: Owenia fusiformis
Lineage: Eukaryota; Metazoa; Annelida; Polychaeta; Sabellida; Oweniidae
Source: the annotation of a GenBank genome assembly
AUAAUAUCUGACUUUAAAUUAAGUUAAAACCACCUCAAACAAAAUGGAAACUCCAUCACUCACUAAAGAAGAAGCGGUAACCUUUCUCUCAGACGUUUUACAGUUUGAAAACUGGAAUGAAGAGCUACAAAAUGACAAGGUUGAGUUCGUCAAUCAUUUAAUGAUCAAAUACCAGCAGAAACAACCAUUUCAGACACUAUCAUUAUUAAGUGAAGAUCUAAACGCUCGGAAAAUCCCAACAUGGGAAGAAAUUAAAACUGCAAUUUUUACAAAGGAAGGAGGUCUGUGUCACACGCUGAAUACAUUUAUUUGGAUGUUGCUUAAGGCACUAGGGUAUGAUGUGUAUCUGGUUAUGUCGAAUGUUGUCAUAAAUGAACAGUGCUUUAAAGAAACAUUCAACCAUACAUUGGUGAUAGUGCGAGAUCUUACAGUCAAAGGAAGCCUGCAUGUUAUUGACUGUGGUUUUGUGACGCCAAUAUUAAAUGCUAUCAUUAUUGAAGACCCUGCCCAAGAUGAAGACAGCCUGAAUGAAAUGAUGUAUCACAAUGGCGGUAAAAUUUUCAAAUAUGUCAAAAGAGGUUCAAACACAUACGUGCG